GCAACAUCAACCCUUAUCAAGUAUUCAAGGCAAACAGUCACUAUGUAUUCAAUACCCGCAAUGGCGACUGUCCUGGCACUGGGUGCCCAAACUACAUACGCACAGAACGUAUUAGCAACACAAUGUUACUACAAAAGUGACAACGAAAUAAAGACCUCUAGCGGCCACCCAUGUGGUGUUGUUGCUCCCAAUGGCAAUUUCUCCUCCUGCUGCGAAAUUGGCGAUACAUGCCUGGCAGACGGCCUCUGCCACUACACACGUCCCGAGCCACCUCCUCCCUCCGUCGUCUCUCGAUACUACAUGGGCGGCUGCACCGACGAGUCCUUCAACGCACCGGCCUGCAAUCCCGCCUGUACAGACCUCGACCCCUCAGACGUCGUCUACAACCAAACGACCAGUAACUGGCACUGCUGCGGGCAAACAAACGGUACAAUCCAUUGCGAUGAUCCAACUACAGAGAGUUUCCAGGCCCCAGCGCCAAGUGCGCUCGUUGCAACAUACAUGGUACCAAGUGUGGUGCAGACGGCAGCGAGCUCGACGAGCGCAAGCACUAGCACGAGUACUAGCACGAGUACCAGCAUGAGUACUAGCAUGAUUCAGGGCUCAGCAGAGUCACACAAGCCGGAAUCGGUAUCGGAGUUACCAUCGCCGGUGUCGCCAUCCUAGGGUUGCUUGGAUUGUUCUUCCUCCGCCGAAGAUGCCAACAAAGAGCCACAUGUCAACAUCUAGGCUCAAAAGAAGGCCCUUUCGCGGGAUACCAUAGUGGCGGAAGAUAUGGACACCACACAAGUCUAGGUGGAGACACGGAUAGGCCGCAGACGCCGAACCCGGUUAUGCAGCCGCAGGAGAUGAUGGCGGAUGGGAACUUGUCGAGUUUGGAGGUGCA
Molecule: messenger RNA, 886 nt
Organism: Hyaloscypha bicolor E
Lineage: Eukaryota; Fungi; Ascomycota; Leotiomycetes; Helotiales; Hyaloscyphaceae
Exons: 4
Coding region: 43-666 (207 amino acids)
Source: RefSeq, a predicted model, not a curated record